Molecule: messenger RNA, 1439 nt
Organism: Scomber japonicus (chub mackerel)
Lineage: Eukaryota; Metazoa; Chordata; Actinopteri; Scombriformes; Scombridae
Gene: c2h19orf53
Product: chromosome 2 C19orf53 homolog
Exons: 3
Coding region: 45-347 (100 amino acids)
Source: RefSeq, a predicted model, not a curated record
GGCUCGCUGUGAUACGGACGAAAACUCUCUUCCGGUUAGCAAAAAUGGCUCAAGGUACAAAAAAGUUUCAAGCUCAGCGGCCAGGAGCCUCCAAGAAACACCAACAAAACAAACAGAAAGGACCGAAGAAAGGAGGGAGGAUUAUUGCACCUAAGAAAGCUCAAGUGGUCGAACAACAGAAAUUGAAGAAGGGUCUAGAAAUUGCCAUCAGGAACAAGAUUGAGCAGGAGGUGACCCAGCGGGCGAGCUCAUCCCUCCACAAGCCGCUGAGUGUGGUCAAAGGGGCUGAUGGUAAAGGCAAAGCGGGCAAAGCGGGAACAGCCAAUCCAGGAAGCAGCUCCAAAUAGGACCUGAUACACAACUGCACAGCUGCACACCUGAGUCUGAGGGUAUUGCCUCAAAAAGCUGCUGAAGCUGAAUGACUGUCCAGUGAUCACUGAGCUACAUAUAAUUUCAAAUAGAUGCCAUCUUUCCUUUUUGUUUCAGCUGCCGUCAGGCAGGUAGAACUAGUCAAAAGUUGUUCUUGUACAGAUGUAGAUUUUACAAACAAAUUCUCAAAGUAAGAGAUGAGAUCUGCAACCAUUGAAUUUACAUAAACCUCCAAUGGAGGGUACCAAGAGACCUGAAGGACUCCUGGAGUUUGUGAUUUCCUUGCUGUAUUUCUUAUUGUAAAAAUAUAUUUCAAAACAGAACAGAAAUAAUUAUUUGAUGUACAGAAAACAGUUAAUGUUUACUGUUUUUUAUUUAAUAAGUUACAGAGCCAUACAACUUCAUAUAGUGAACAUGCACCUUGUGUUGCUACAUAAAACCAAAGGAUGGUAAUCCUGAAUAAUGAAGGUGGUGUAUACUUCACUUUGUCCAGUCCAGCUGUGAGAAUCACAUCACAUCACAUCACGUGAGCAGCAUCUGUGUGAUCUUACAAAGGACAUUUGGUCAUAGCAGUGAAUAGAGGUAAGAGUUUUAGCUUUGGAUUUUGCACCUAGCAGUGUCAAUAAGCCUAAAGAAUAUGUUUGACACUUUUGUGUAAGUCUAAGUUUCAGUCAUCAUUUUUGUAAAUAAUGAAAGCUACAUAUGAUAUUGAAUCUGUCUCUUGUGACCAGAGCGGGAAAUUGACAUGGAGUAAUGGCCUGGGUGAAUGAAUCUCUUUGGUUGUGACUGGCAGCCUAAAGCUGAAAAAAAUUGAAUGGGAGGGAGAAAAAAAACCUUGAGAUCAAUAUUUUAAAAUAAAUCAGAUUUGCCUGUAUUCUGGACACUGUGCCAAAGUUUGUUUUCUGGUCCUUGAAGGGUUUUUAAAGCAAUUUUUUCUUUUUCUUUUUUAUAAUUAAAUAUAUCUGUCAAAGGGAAUUUUCUUCAGAGUCCUCUCUAUUUUCCCUCAACGUUACCUAUAGAAUAUUACAUCUUUACAAGACUUACAGUAAAUCCAGGCUAAGGGAAGCCCU